Durio zibethinus is the source of this 798-nucleotide messenger RNA. NCBI's taxonomy places the organism in Eukaryota, Viridiplantae, Streptophyta, Magnoliopsida, Malvales, Malvaceae. The record is from RefSeq and is a predicted model, not a curated record.
AAUCCGCAUUCUGAGUACCAAUCGAUUUCAACUUUCUUUUCCUUCUGACAAUUAUAAGUAUUUCCACAAUGGUGUUCUUACUAUAACUACCAUUGCCUCUUCGAUCAACUCCUCAUAGCAUAUCUGCUAGUACCCUAUUAAGCCAUUGCCAUCCUCUAUUCCUUAUAUCUCUUCUAUUAGUUUUAACAAAUGUUUAACCCUUUUGAAUCUUGCGUAAGGCUUUUGAGCAAGCAGGCCAGAAAAGUUUUCCUAAAGCUCAAAGUCUUGAGCCUAGAAAAGGGAGGCAAGCAAAGAAAGCCCAAGGUUUUACUUGCUGGUUUUGAUUGCAGUUCAUCUUCAGUUUCUUCCAUGGAAGUUUCUAGUCAGAUGAAGCAAGUGUUCAAGCUCAUUGACACUGACGGAGACGGGAAAAUAUCAUCACUUGAGCUCAGUGAAAUGUUAUUGUCUUUGGGGCAGAAAAAGUCGGCAGCAAAGAAAGAAGCUGAUGGGAUGGUGAGGGAGUUGGAUCGAAAUGGUGAUGGAUACAUCGACCUUGAGGAAUUCAUGGAUGCUCUUGGAGUGAAUACGGUCCAAUUCAGUGACAAGGAAGAUGAGUUAAUGGAUGCAUUUAACAUAUUUGAUUCUGACAAAAAUGGAUUCAUAUCAGCUCAGGAGCUGCAGAACAUACUGGCAGGUCUUGGCUAUGAAAAGUGUAGUCUCAGUGAAUGCUUCCUCAUGAUCAAAGGAGUUGACAAAGAUGGAGAUGGACUUAUAAAUUUUGAAGAGUUCAAAUUCAUGAUGACAGUAUUCCCUGCUUGA